GAAAUAUUUGACUACUACUUGCAUAUCCUGUGACAAUUGAAAUAACAAAGAUACUGAAUCUUGCAAUGUAAAUGAAGUAACAUGCACUGUUUUAAAUACAGAUAACUUUAUAAUUAGUGAUUUAAAAAUAAGCUGAAGCAAGUAUUUUCAUAUAUAAGAAUUUUGUGUUAUAUUGCCUACAACCUGACUGUUGAUAUUUUGUAUAUUCCUGAUAAGUAAAUAUUUCAGAUAAGUGGGAAAAGUUUUAAUGCAAAAUUUUAAUUCUCCUGUUAUGUACUGCUUUUUGAAAAAAGAGAAGAAGUGUGAAAAAGGAGAAAAAAAUUAAAGCAUGGACAACUUUUCUUAAUAAUAGUCAAAGAUUGCCAAUGAAGUAUUUUUGCAAAAUUCUUUUGCAGAUGGUUUGUGGCAAAUUUGUUUUAUCACUGUUUUAAGUAAAUUUGAAUAAUUUCCUAAAAUUUUUCAACCAUCUCUAUCAUGAGUACUGCUACUGAAUUAAAGAAAAAGCCCUACAACUGCAAUUUAUGUGAUAAAACAUUUAUUAAGAAAAGUUAUUUAAAAGAUCAUUAUAAUACACAUACAAAUGAAAAACCUUAUGUUUGUGAUAUAUGCUUGAAAGCAUUUCAUAGUAGGAAGAAUUUAACGAAACAUUAUAGCAUUCACAAAAAUAUUAAAUCCCAUACUUGCGAUGCUUGUGGUAAGUCAUUUUCUCAGACAUGUUAUUUGCGUGAACAUUAUCUCACUCAUACAAAUGCAAGGGCUUUUGCAUGUGAUGUAUGUAACAAGAUAUUUAAAAGCAAAGCUUAUUUGAUUGGACAUUAUCGAACUCAUAAAAAUGAAAGACCUUUUUCAUGCAAUCUGUGUGACAAGGCAUAUACUCUCAAAGCUUAUUUAACUGAGCAUUAUCGCACCCACACAAAGGAGAAACCCUUUAAAUGUGAUAUGUGUGGUAAAUCAUUUUCUCGGAAGAGUAAUAUGAGUGUGCAUUAUCGAACUCAUACUGGUGAGAAACCGUAUGCAUGCAAUAUGUGUGAUAAAGCAUUUUCGCAAUUAUCUCAGCUUAUCUGUCAUAAUCGUCUGCACACGAAUGAGAAGCCUUACCAUUGCGAUUUGUGUGACAAGUCAUUUUCUCGUAAGGGUUACUUGGAUACACAUUCUUUGACUCAUACAAAUGAGAAACCUUUUGCAUGUGAUGUGUGUGGUAGUACAUUUUCACAGAAAGGUCAUUUAAAUGAUCAUUAUCUUCUUCAUUUAGAUGAGAAACCUUUCAAGUGUGAUUUAUGUGGCAGAUCAUUUUUGAGGAGACGUCAGUUAAAGGAACAUGAGCGUAUUCACACAAAUGAGAAACCUUUUCAAUGCCACUUGUGCAGCAAAGCAUUUUAUCGUAAAUAUAGUUUGCAGAAACAUAUUCGCACACAUGCAACUGAGAAGUUAGAAAAGAGUGAAAGUUAGUUAGCUUUCUUAUUUAUAAGUGAAAUUUGCUGUACUUAUCUUUAAGACUUGUGUUAAAAAUGAUCCUCUUAUUUGUGGAAAAAUGUAAUAGUAGUUAUAUUAAGCUGUAAAUACAUUUUUUUGUCAUUUUUUGUUUCCAUUUUUAUUUUGUCAGAGAUACUUAUGUAAACGUUUUUCUUAACUGAAAGACUCUUCAUUAUAAUGAAUUUAGAGAUACAUUUGACAUUCUUUGAAAUGACAAAGCAUAGGUAGACUCUUAGGGUUUACCUUCUGUAUUUCUUAGCAAUAUAAAAUUUUCCAGGUUUUCUUUGAUAAGCCUUCGUAAGAAAUUUAAUGUAUGCUGUAUAUAAUAAUUCUGUAUAAAUUGUGCAAGUUGAGCACCUUUGAAAAUUAGAUGUUUUAGAGUAUAAUGGAACACCUAUUAUUACUAUUCAAACAAUUUAUUCUUAAUCAUCAUGUAACUGGAAUUUAGUGAAUCUAGCAUUAAUGAUUUUAGAAAUAUUCGAA
Messenger RNA from Argiope bruennichi, 1956 nucleotides. RefSeq names its product gastrula zinc finger protein XlCGF7.1-like. Gene Ontology annotation, biological process: central nervous system development; regulation of transcription by RNA polymerase II. Lineage: Eukaryota; Metazoa; Arthropoda; Arachnida; Araneae; Araneidae. The transcript is spliced from 2 exons. Bases 475 to 1449 code for a protein of 324 amino acids. The record is from RefSeq and is a predicted model, not a curated record. Gene Ontology annotation, cellular component: nucleus. Gene Ontology annotation, molecular function: RNA polymerase II cis-regulatory region sequence-specific DNA binding; DNA-binding transcription factor activity, RNA polymerase II-specific.